UAUAGACUUAUUUUGAAGACGAUAGCCAUGGAAGUCGAUCUGAAAACAGCGACACAUAUCAAGCACGAAGAUAAGGCAGAUUACGAUCGUCACGACUGCAAACAAGAGGACGAGAAGCAGUUCGAGUUAACGCAAGCUGAAAUGGGUAAGGUGAGGGAAGAAAACCAAAGACUAAAGGUGCACCUAGACCAGAUCAUGAAAGAGUACCAAGCCCUUCAAAACAAAUUCCAAGACAUUCUUCAUCAACAAGAAACUACUUCAACCACCACCACCGCCGCCGCGAUUAUUAUUAAUCAUCACAACGAAAAGCCGCAAAUCAACAAUGAUGAAUCCGAGCUUGUGUCCCUCAGUCUUGGAAGGACUUCAUCGACUGAACUAGUACUCAAGAAAGAUAAGAGAUCCACGACAUUGUCUCCAACCAAAAGUAGUAGUGGAGAUGAUCAUCAAGGGUUAGGCCUUGGACUAGAGUGUGGGAAAUUUGAACUAUCAUCAUCCACUAAACAAGCCGAAACAUCGGCUAAUCCUAGCCCUGAUAACAGCUUGGAAGAGGAUCAAGCUAAAGAUCAUGAAGCCGGCGAGACUUGGACACCGCAAAAACCUCCAACUCCAAAGAGAAAUGCUGCUGAUGAUGAUCAAGAGGUUUUGCAACAAAAUCCUGCUAAGAAAACUAGAGUUUCCGUUAGGGUUCGUUGUGAUACCCCUACGAUGAACGACGGGUGUCAAUGGAGAAAAUAUGGACAAAAAAUCGCUAAAGGAAAUCCUUGCCCGCGAGCAUACUAUCGUUGCACCGUUUCUCCAACUUGCCCAGUGAGGAAACAGGUACAAAGAUGUCCUCAAGAUAUGUCGAUUUUGAUCACCACAUAUGAAGGAACACAUAACCACCCGCUCGCGGUGGCAGCCACCGCUAUGGCAUCCACCACGUCGGCGGCAGCUAGUAUGCUAACUUCAGGCUCCUCAACCUCCGCGUCAAACUCAAACCCCAACAACACUACUUCUCAUCAAGGGCUAAACUUUUACCUCAAUGAGCACUCAAAAUUGAAGCCGAUUUACUUGCCACAUUCUUCGAUAUCGCCUUCUCCUUCGUGCCCAACCGUCACGCUUGAUCUUACGUCCAACACACUUUCAACGUCGUCGCCUUACAGCUACCGACAGCCAAUGACUACCCCCUUUCCCCCAAGAUUCUCAAGCACAAAUCUGAAUUUUAGUUCUUUAGAGUCUAAUGCAUUGCCUAUUUCUUGGAGUAAUGGGACCCUCAACUAUGGGAAAAAUCAAAUGGGGUCCCUAAACUUUGGAUCAUCAUCAACACAACCUCAAGAAAACAUCUUCCAAUCCUACAUGCAAAUGCAAAAUAAGAACAUGAUGGCAGCUCCAAGUAGUAAUAAUAACCAACAUUCUUUACAGCCAGAUACCAUUGAAGCCGCGACAAGAGCAAUCACUUCCGACCCUAAUUUUCACACGGUUUUACAAGCGGCAUUGACAUCGAUUAUGGGUGGUGGUUCUUUAGGAGGACAUCAAGCCGGCCUAGGCGAGAAAUCUAGCCAAAAUGUGAAACUAGGAGAUACAUCAUUUCCUGUAUUUUCGAGUUUUCCAUCAACUUCAAACACGAAUAAAUGUUCAUCGAAUUUCUUUAAUAAAACAACGGCAACGAUGAAUUCUCAAGCUUCGGGUUCAACUUCAUUGCCGCAUUCCAGUUCAAGGAGUAAAUCUAGCUCGCCGGAUACUAGCAGAGACCAUGUCGUUUGAUGAAGUAUAUGUUUAGAGUUGCUGCAAUUGGAUUUUUCUAUUAUUUUUGUUAUUUUUUUUUUAAGUUUUGACUUUUGUUAGUUGGUUUAUAGUAGUCAGAGAUCACAACAUUGAAUUGUAAUUAAUUAUAUAGUUUUGAAUCGUAACCCAUUUAUUAAACGUAUAUUUGCAAGCUAGGGGUGAUGUAUGAUGAAGGAAAUUGCGCAAGUUAAGAUGGUGAUCGAUUGUAGUGUAAAUAAAUAAAUAAAAUAUUGCUUCAUUUGUCA
Messenger RNA from Erigeron canadensis, 2009 nucleotides. RefSeq names its product WRKY transcription factor 72A-like. Bases 28 to 1743 code for a protein of 571 amino acids. Lineage: Eukaryota; Viridiplantae; Streptophyta; Magnoliopsida; Asterales; Asteraceae. Gene Ontology annotation, molecular function: DNA-binding transcription factor activity; sequence-specific DNA binding. The transcript has 4 exons. The record is from RefSeq and is a predicted model, not a curated record. Gene Ontology annotation, biological process: regulation of DNA-templated transcription.